Molecule: messenger RNA, 525 nt
Organism: Melampsora larici-populina 98AG31
Lineage: Eukaryota; Fungi; Basidiomycota; Pucciniomycetes; Pucciniales; Melampsoraceae
Exons: 4
Coding region: 1-525 (174 amino acids)
Source: RefSeq, a predicted model, not a curated record
AUGGCAUGUUCAACCCAUGGUGAAAUGAUAGACCACUCUGAAGCCGCCCAAAGUCGCCUUGUCGCCCAUGGGACCGUCAACGCGUUAAUGUGCGCUUUUCAAAUGUGUCUGUCUGAAAGGUCAAACUUCCAUCCAGUGAUGGCGAUUAUGAUAUUGAAAGUGCAGACCAAUGAAAAGCCUUCCACGUUCGAAUUCCCAAUUCUAUUACUUCAUUCCAUUGUUCACAUUGAACGUUGGAUAUUUGAACUCGAGAUAGGUGCCUGUGCACUCCUGCGGAAUAGCACUGGACUGCCUAGAAAAAGAGUGAACGUUGUUAACUGCUUGUUUCCUGGAAAUAAUAUGUAUGCAAAAUGCGCCCACGGUGGCAGAUGUGAAAUACCAGGAGUGUUCGCGAUGGUGAACGGCCGACAGGCUUCCAUAUGGAAGCCACCCGUAAAAUAUCAUCGCAGUCUUGCAACUAGAAAUCAAAGAAUGUUCACUGUUGGCACUUAUUUCACAGCAGACGAGAUAGCAGUUGGGAAAUAA